Messenger RNA from Botrytis cinerea B05.10, 2316 nucleotides. RefSeq lists its product as hypothetical. The coding region runs from base 77 to 1033 and encodes 318 amino acids. NCBI's taxonomy places the organism in Eukaryota, Fungi, Ascomycota, Leotiomycetes, Helotiales, Sclerotiniaceae. The record is from RefSeq and is a predicted model, not a curated record. The transcript has 3 exons. Gene Ontology annotation, biological process: vacuolar proton-transporting V-type ATPase complex assembly. Gene Ontology annotation, cellular component: endomembrane system.
GUGGGAAACCAUAUUGGAGCCAUCACAAACAUCUGAGAUUGAAGUGAAAUACCCAAUACAUUCAUGGAAUGUGAAAAUGGUUCUCCUUACUAUGACCCCGAAUAUAGUUGAAGCAUUACAAAUCCUCCAUACAUUUGAAAAUGCUCAUUCUCAUGAUGAGCCGGCACAGCUGCCUGGUGAACAGCAAGCGGAGAGAGGAAUCAAAGAAGACAACAAGAUGGAUGCAGAUGUCGCUGAGGAAGAUGGCCGGACUAACUUGGCAGUCCAGCAGGAUGUGCCCACAGCGAGUUUGGAAGUCGCAAAGCUGGUAGAAAAUGCAAAGGUAUCGCAGGAACCGGUGUUAGCAGAUCCUAAGGAUGGUAAUCCUAUAUCUCAUGGUCAAAUCAUUGAUCUAUCUCGAAAUUUAAGGAAACACAAUCUUUCACCGCUCACUUUAGAGCUCUUGCUUCGAGGGUCUCAUGUCUAUGUUUCACCUCCUGUACCAAAGACGGAGCCUACUUCGGAAUACAAAGCUCUAAUGGCAAGACUUCGACGCGAAGAAGAAGCUCGAGCAUAUGAACGAAUGACAAAUCCACCACCUCCCAUGGAGACGUUUGCACAAAGGUUCCCGUCUACAUCUGCCGCCCAUGCUUUCACUGCGAACUUUCCAGAAGCAGGAAACACCGAGGAUGACGACGUUACAUAUGCGGACAUCGAUCGACAAAUUGCUGUUAUAUUUAAUGUCAUAGUAUCUAUUAUUGCUUGUGCAUUUGGACUAUGGAUGGCUGCAAGAUGGUGGAGCACACCUGCCCGAUUAGCUUUGAGUAUGAGUGGUAGUCUCCUUGUUGGCAUUGCCGAGGUGGUAGUUUACAUGGGCUACAUCAGACGGGUUGGAGAAGCCAAAGGGCAAGCGAAGAAGCUGCAGGAGGUCAAGAAGGUGAUGAAGACAUGGGUAGUUGGUGGCGAUGCAAUGGAUGAACAAAUAGAGCCUGUGGCAAUUGGCGAAAAAGAUGUCAUUGAAGAUGCAAAGCCACGCCGAAGAAAGAACAUUUGAUACAAUCUCAGGAAGCUCUGUUUUAAAAUUCUUAAGAGGUGUGUCCUAUUUUGACCUUUUAAUUAUUAAAUUCAGACGAUGGUAAUGGUUCUGGAACAACAAUGGGAGUUUCGCCACUUACGGCAGGUCAAAAUCUGUUACGAGUUUUAAAUUAGAUAUACAACAGUCUACCAUGACUACUCCAAUAAUUGUAGAGGAGUGAAAGGAAUGCUUCAUCGCAUCCCACGAUAAAUUGGCGCUAAAGUUAGGAGAGAUCGGCGAGACAUGAACUUUGACCAUCAUGAGGAUAUAUAUUUAGUUGAUAAUAUCCCUAGAAAGUUCUUAGAACAUUCAGUCACAUUCCUUCGAGUCAAGAACAAUACACUUCUGUUUGCAUCGCGAAUCAAAAGACUUCGUUUCGAAUCCACCCAACAUCUAUUUUUAGAUACGGGAUAAUCCCAUUCCAACAAAUAUAUCAAGCACACUGCAUGACCCUCAAACGUCCUUUUCCAUUCAACUCUCCAUCCAUAUCGAGUUCAUAAUUCAUCCCGGCAAUUAAUUCAGAAUUCCUAACUACCAAAUUCCUGCAAUCUACUCGAUCUCACCGCAGCUUCUGAGAAGUGCAAGAUCAGUUCUUUCUAGCCACAAUCAGUCACGCCCUCAAUUACUUUUCGAAAGGAUCACGAAUCCUUAUUAAUAUCUGCAUUGUCAAUAUUAUGGAUCCUCUUACUGAAUAUGAACAACAAUUGCAAUCCUUGGAGCAUGAGAACAAGCAGCGACAAACCCGCGCACGAAAGGCUAAGACACCUCAGAAUGGCUCCUUUAUGUGUGAUUCUGCGGAAUCUCCGUGUCUUCUGGACGUUCAAUUAGAAAUGCUACGUAGGAGCAUGACUUCUGACUCGCAUGGGGGAAAGACAGACUCAACGACAUCGAGGUGAUGUUGCUGCGCUCUUCAAUGCAGUUGUUUCUUUACCGGGCUGGGAUAUUCAUGGGGUUAAUGGCGGGAAUAGAUUUGGUAUGGGUCAAUAAGGAUUAGACGGAACUUGGUACGGUGGUUUGGAUUCGAAAACAGAGGAUACAGGCAAAUUUCUCACUUCUGAUAUGUGCUGGCACAUACAACGCCCAAUGUUUAAUAGAAAGAAUAGGGCAUGGACUCGGGAUAAUUUAAUACUCCCGAUGUUGCUAGCCGUGUGGGAUCGUACGUUUGAGAGAUUUCAAGGCGUUUUUGCGCCUUGCUCUGUUGUAUUAAAUGUUGGAGAAACGUACACACGAUUAAUAGACUUCAUAAUGCAUUAGAUCUCACA